Beta vulgaris subsp. vulgaris (sugar beet) is the source of this 909-nucleotide messenger RNA. RefSeq lists its product as uncharacterized. The transcript has a single exon. The coding region runs from base 1 to 909 and encodes 302 amino acids. Lineage: Eukaryota; Viridiplantae; Streptophyta; Magnoliopsida; Caryophyllales; Amaranthaceae. The record is from RefSeq and is a predicted model, not a curated record.
AUGGCAGGAAAUGGCAUAAAUUCCACUCCUCAACCCUUAAUUCCCAUUUUCAAAGGGGAAAAAUAUCAUCUUUGGAGUCUUAAAAUGAAGACUAUGUUUAAAUCCCAAGAAUUGUGGGAUUUGGUGGAGAACAGUUAUGAAGAAUCGACUCCGACACCGGUUGUGCCCAAUCAACAGUUGAGGGAGACCCGCAAGAAAGAUGCUAAGGCGUUGUUUUUCAUUCAAUCAGCAUUGGAUGAUGAUAUCUUUCCCCGUAUUUCAGCCGCUAGUAGUUCUCAUGAGGCAUGGGAGAUACUCAAACAGGAGUAUUUGGGUGAUCAGAGGGUAACUAAGGUAAGAUUGCAAACUCUUCGUCGUGAUUUUGCCGAAUUAGUCAUGGGUGAUAAGGAGUCUGUUCAAAAUUACCUCUCUAAAGUGACCAAUAUUGUUAUUCAAAUGAGGUCUUAUGGUGAAAAAAUUAGCAAUGAAGAUGUUGUGGGCAAGGUUUUGCGGAGCCUCAAUAAGAAUUGGGAUAAUGUUGUCCCUGCCAUUGAAGAAUCAAAGGAUAUGUCUUCUUAUACCUUUGAUGAAUUAAUGGGCUCUUUAUUAGCUCAUGAAAGCAGGGUUAGAAAAACAAGUGAUAAGGUAGAAGAGAAGGUCUUUCAAGUGAAGGGGGAGUCUUCUUAUAAGGAGAAGACAAAAAUUUUUGGUGAGUCUUCCUAUAAAGGGCAGACAAAUUAUUCUGGCCGUGGACAUGGAAGAGGUGGUUUUCACGGUCGUGGUCGCAGUGGCAGCAGAGGAAGAGGACGUUCUUAUGAAGGGCGUCAUGACAAGAAAUCCUUCCAGUGCAAUUACUGUCAAAAGUUUGGUUACAAGGAGGCAUAUUGUUGGGCUAAACAAAAGAAUGCACAAAAGGCAAAUUUUGCAUAA